UUUUUUAGUUAAAACUCUACUAAGUCAACCAAGAACAUCCUUUCAAUGAUAAAUCUUGCAAGUUAGAUCGGCUUGGAUCGAACAGGCUUGUUCACCCCAUCAACCUCUCUCCCAGGCUGAAGACGGCAAGAGAGGAGACACCCUGGAAACGAGUUUGUCUCGUUGUCAACGUAGUGACGAACCUUGUCGGAAGUAUCUUUCCGAGAAACUCUUUGUGAUAUGAAAGAAACAAUUCUGAGAAUUUUCUUCCUCUUCCUAAAUGCUCCAGUUUCCCAGAAUCUCGGACGAUGACGUCAAGUGCAACGAUUUGACUCCUUAAAGGGAGACGCUAGGGUGACAAAGCACGCUGAGAAGGAGGAACUACAUUUCCCGUCACUCAAAUCAGACAGUAGUGUCCCCAGAAGCGCCAUGGCGGAAGCAAGUGCGAGUUCUCCCACUAAUUCAGGGAAAAUAGCUCUAGAUCAUGGCAAAUUUUUUAAAUACGAGUCUAUACGCAUCGAGUGGACCAAACACUUUGAGAAUCAUUACUUUGAUGAAGUUCAUGUGGUGAAAGGAUUCUUCAAAACUUUUCACCGCACUCACAAACGAUUUCAGUUUGUAGUCGCAAAGCUCUUCGAUGAGACAACUCAUCUUGUAGUUCGCGCUGAUGACUACCGAGGGAUCAAAGAAGAAUUGGAGCGGAGAACGAAGAAAAGUCUGCCUGAAGUUAGCCAUGUCUCGGGCGUGAAGAUUAUGGAAGAUAGAAAGUCUUUCCUUGACUUUGAGUCACACCGAGAGUUUUCCAUGUCCCUGAAAAACGAGAAUGACAAAAUAAGACAGAGGUAUGUGCUGUGAAUGUGAGGUAUGUGUUGUGAAAUCGAAUAUCUACCUCGAAUAUCUGCCGUCCAAACUUAAUUUCAUGAAUUUCAAAGACUUACUCAUCGCUGAUUGCAUAAAUUCUCAUUUCUAGUUGAAUAUUUAAUAUUAAGAUCGUGUACUUAAACUCCUUCGUUCUUAACGGUAAAUCACGCUCAAUCGAUUACUCGAAACUCUUAUAAUAUAAAUCGUAAAAUCUUUCUGUGGCGAUAUUUUCAUCGUUGACCUUCACCGAAAAAAAAAAUCUUCCCUUUGUUUACAUCUCUAAAUCAAUUUCGCCUGUACCUUUCGAAGAAAACCGCUCUGGAAGUUCUGCUAUCUUUUCCUAGAAAGAGCAAGAUAUUUAACGAGCUACCUCGUUCAAGUCACGCAACUUUCGUAACCAUCUUGGACGAAAUUUAAAUCCGGAAAAAACAAACCAUUCGUACCUGGUUAUUGAAUAGAUCCAAGAGAAUAUAAACAAUUUAUAAUAUUUUGAUAGAUCGUAUACAUUGGUCGAUGAACAAAAUAUAUUUUCAAAUUCACAUCCCGGCACGGUUCGGUGAGUUUCUCAGAAAAUACCCGGAGGUGAUUGCGUGAAUUGUAAUCGAUUCCCUCGAAUGAUUUGAAUGAGAUUUGAAAGACAAACAUGUUUAACCAUAUUAAACGCGAAAUGUUUUUUAUCCAAAGGCUCGUGUUUUCUAAUCGAUGACUGUUAAAAUGAUAUUAAAUAUUUAAAGGUAAGACUUCAAAUCAAUGGAAAAAAAGAAUACUCUACAAAAACAUCAAGGGCAAAUUGUUGUUUGGAAGAGAUAGAUCGCUUACCGUCGUGACCAAUGAGCACGGCACGAGAGUGCAUGCACGGGCCUAGAAGCAGCGCAUAACAAUCAAAUAAGUGGAAUUACAUUCAUUGAUGAACCGAAAAAUAAAAAAACUCUGAUACUGAAGUAAAGCUCAAAUUCAACAUGAUUUCCAAAGUUAAAGAAAGCGGCAGAAAUCGAUCGUAAGUUUUCCUUGACUCGUUGUUGCUUGACGCCUAUUAGUUCAUCAAAUGAGUAGAUAAAUACAUAAUACCUCUUCUAUAGCUGCGGUUUUUUUUUUCAUAUUUAGGAGGAAAGAAGAAGCGAAGAAACACGCAGAUAUAUUCCGUGACUCAUUGAAAAGCAAGCCUUGCCCACGCGUUUUGGCGUUUGAUGUGGAAACCUAUGAACACGAUAAAGUUACCGUCCUUGAAGUUGGCUACGUCAUGGCACAAAUUGACAAGCCGGAAGAACAGGAAGCGUUCCAUUACAUCAUCGAGGAGAAUCUCCACUAUUCAAACAAAGACUACGUCCCUGACAACCGCGAGCGAUUCAAAUUUGGUUCCUCAAAGCGCAUGUCUCUUGUGGAGGCCGCAGAGAAGUUCCAGCAGCAUAUCGCCGACGUAGAUUUUUUGGUGACCCACGCUGGCCAUAAUGAUGAACAGUACCUUGCGGGGUGUGGCAUCUCUUUAGAAGGAAGGCAGAUAUUUGAUACACAGAUGCUGGCCUCGGCUUUGAUGACCGGUGGUCCUCAGACUUACAGCCUCAAACGAUUGCUGGGUGACUUGGCCAUCGAGUAUGAGGAGGAUAUUUUACAUAACGCAGGGAAUGAUGCAGUGUACACACUGAAGGCGUUCCUCAGUCUCAGCAAGAAGAUUUAGCCUUCAAACUUUUCCAGCUUAUUUACAAUUUAGUAUUGUACUUUGAACUAUGCAGCGAACCGAUUUUAAAUUUGAGUUAGUAAAUAUUACAUCAAAUUUUACAUGGAAAUGUAUACAGCUACACUGAAUUAGUAUGACUAAGCAGAAUCUUACUCCUUCCCCAAUACUUUGCUUAGCAUCCCUAGAGGUCAGAUCUACCCAGGAUUUUCAAAGCAUGUACAUGUGGAUGGAUCUCAAUCUGAAAUGCAGGCAUUUUAAAAUUUUGCAUCAAGUAAAUUUUAUUCGUGGAUAUUUGCACAUGCUGAUUGCACCUCGAUAACAAAUCGGGGUUCUCUGAACUAGUUCUAACGUGACAAGCACAAUUUGUAAGAAAUGAUAGUUUUAUUAUUAAACAUAUUUAGACUUUGGCAAAAUAUGCAAUGGUUUCAUUUGCCAGAAAACAACGAACAAGGUUAUUAGUUUCUUAUGUAACUGCUGUGCUGCGUCAUGGGUUGUUAGCUAUUCAACAAUUACGAGAUUAAAACAGUUACCUCAUCACGGAGCCUAGUUUUGGUAUUUGCAGAUGUACCCGUAGAGAAUCAAAAAUCUAUUCGUUUGCGCAUGCCCUGCGUUUGACCGCUGUAGUACUUCAUGACGUGUGACAAUCCUCGGAAACUAAUCGCGACAAAUAAUCGUGGUUACGUGGAUCUCAACAGCUGGUAAGCAAUCGUUUCAGCUUCGCUCGUUGUAAAACACGUUAUUUGGCAUGGAUAAACUGACAAAGACCAAUAAAUGUCUUUAAAAUAUGAUUAUAGGAAG
Messenger RNA from Pocillopora meandrina, 3313 nucleotides. The record is from the annotation of a GenBank genome assembly. NCBI's taxonomy places the organism in Eukaryota, Metazoa, Cnidaria, Anthozoa, Scleractinia, Pocilloporidae.